Messenger RNA from Pseudopodoces humilis (Tibetan ground-tit), 2052 nucleotides. Lineage: Eukaryota; Metazoa; Chordata; Aves; Passeriformes; Paridae. The record is from RefSeq and is a predicted model, not a curated record.
UUGCCCCGCAGCGCCGCCGCCGCCAUUGGCGCCCGGGCCUCGGGCCAGAUAUUCCCGUUUUUUUGGGAAUAUCGCGGGGGGAGCGGGACAAAACCAGAGAAUCAACCCAAAAAUCCAUGGAAAAUCCAGAUUAUCCCAAUUUCCCCUCAUUUUCCUCGUAAUUUCCUGCAAUUUCCAACCUUCCAAAUCCCGUUUUUUUUGGGGGGGGAAUAACGGGAAUAAAACCCAUUCCAAACUUUCUCGCCUCGAGCGGGAAUUUUCCAUUUCCCAUCCCGCAUGGACAGAGAGACCUUGGCUUUUUCCACCGCUUUUUUCCAGGAUUUUGGGAAUUCUCCGGAAGAUUUUCCCGGGGAUCGGGUGGAUUUUAUCGACAAAUCCGAUUCUUUCACGUAUUCCCAAUUUUUCCGGGAUUAUCUCCUUCCCAACCGUCCCUGCGUCUUCUCGGCCGAGUUCACCAAGGAUUGGAGCAGUCGGAAAUUCUGGGUCACGCAGGAUGGGAAACCCGACCUGGAGCGGCUCCUGCAGGAAUUCCAAGGAGCAGCCCCGGUGCCGGUGGCCAACUGUGACCUUCGGGAAUACAAUUCCCACCCCAAGGAGCUGCUGCCCUUCCCGGAAUUUGUGGAAUAUUGGCGGGAAUUCAUCAGCAACGGGCACCGCUCCUCGCGCGGCUGCCUCUACCUCAAGGACUGGCACCUGAGCAGAGCUUUCCCGGAGCGGGAAUUUUACAGCAUUCCCGUGUAUUUUAUCUCGGAUUGGCUGAAUGAAUAUUGGGAUGCCGUGGGCGCCGACGAUUUCCGCUUCGUCUACAUGGGACCCAAGGGAUCCUGGACUCCGUUCCACGCCGACGUUUUCCGCUCCUACAGCUGGUCGGCCAACGUGUGCGGCCGGAAGCGCUGGCUGCUGUAUCCGCCGGGAGAGGAGCGAUUCCUCACGGAUAUCCGCGGGAAUCUCCCCUUCGACCUGACGGCUCCGGAAUUCCGGGAUCCGCGGAUUUAUCCGCGCUCCGGCCGCGCCCGAGCCCCUCUGGAGAUCAUCCAGGAAGCCGGAGAGAUCGUCUUCGUUCCCAGCGGGUGGCACCACCAGGUGCACAACCUGGAGGACACCAUCUCCAUCAACCACAACUGGCUGAACGGCUGCAGCGUGGGCCGCAUGUGGCGCUUCCUGCGGGAGGAGCUGGCGGCCGUGAGCCGGGAGCUGAGCCGCUGGCACGGCCCCGACGGCCACGACCGCCUCCAGUGCCAGCUCCUGCUGAAAUCCUGCACCGGCAUCGACUUCCCGGAAUUCUACAACUUCCUGCGGCUGCUGGCCGAGAGCCGCCUGGCGCUGCUGGAAAACCGGGAAUUCUCAUCCCGGGAAAAUAAUUCCCGCGGAUCCGUCGCCGCCUUGGGAAUUCCGCACGCCGUGUUCGACCUGCAGCGCCUGGCCGCGGUGCUGCGCUCGUUAAGCGCUAACGAGGAAUUCCAGCGGCUCCCAUCCCCCUCCCCGCCCCCUCUGGAGCUGCUCCAGAGGCUGGAAAAGGCCUUGGACACCGCCCAGCUGGGAAUUCCCCGUUCCCAAGAUUCCCGGGAUUCCCGGGAUUCCCGAUUCCCGGAGGAAUUCGGGAAAAGCCGUCCCAGCUGAAGGAAAAUUCCUGGGAUUUUUUACGGAUUCUGAAAAAAAAAAUUCCCUCGUCUGGUGUUGGAAUGACGGGAAUUCCGUGACUUUUCUGGGAGCAGCUCAGGAAUUCCCCGGAAUUCCACGGAAUUUGUGGAAUUCCACGGAAUUUGUGGAAUUCCACGGAAUUCCUGUUGAAGCCGGAGCUGGAAGCGGCGAUGGACACGGGAAUUCCCGAUUUUCCCGCCUUGAUUCCAAAGGAUUUGGAGCUUUAAUCCAACGGAAAUUCGGGAAUGAGGGAGAAAUUCCCGGAGUUCGGAGGAAUUUGGGGAAACCCAUCCAAGCUGAAGGAAAAUCCCGGAAUUUUUAUGGAUUCUGAGCCUCGCUCAGGGAAAAAAUUCCCUGUGGAUCAAACCUGGAAGAGGAAAAACGGGAAUUCCUGAGCUCUCCCAGCUCCAG